GCUGUCAAAUCAGGAGGACCACUUUUUUAGAAGGGGAUUUCUUGCAAUCAAUAAUUCGGGUGUUAUUUAACUUGCUGGUGAUUAGAUCAAGGAAUUGUUGGUUUUGUGGGACGGAAUCUGUGCUCUUUCCGGAGGUGGUCAAGUGCUGAACGGGCAAAGUUGUGAAAUUUCGUAGGUUGGUCACAUGACCAGCACCACCUGAUUGGAAGUGUUUUGGACUAGAGUGCUUUCUGAAGAAGCUCUAAAUUUGACCAAUAUUCUUUGCUUUGAAAAGUAACACCUGAGACGACGCGAAGCAGCAGCAGGACGAACGGAUCGCGAAAAUGUCCAACCUAAAGAAGAUCGCCGAUGAGGACCGCGAGUCCAAAUUCGGAUAUGUCUUUGCCGUUUCCGGUCCCGUCGUAACGGCCGAGAAGAUGGCCGGUUCGGCUAUGUACGAGCUGGUCCGUGUCGGUUACUACGAGCUGGUCGGUGAGAUCAUUCGGUUGGAGGGCGACAUGGCCACCAUCCAGGUGUACGAGGAAACGUCCGGCGUCACCGUGGGCGAUCCCGUGCUGCGUACGGGCAAGCCCCUGUCCGUGGAACUUGGCCCCGGUAUCAUGGGCAGCAUCUUUGACGGUAUCCAGCGUCCGCUGAAGGACAUCAACGAGCUGACCCAGUCGAUCUACAUCCCGAAGGGUAUCAACACGCCGUCGCUGUCGCGUACCCAGAGCUGGGGCUUCAACCCGAUGAACGUGAAGGUCGGCUCGCACAUCACCGGUGGAGAUCUGUACGGUUUGGUGCACGAGAACACACUGGUCAAGCACAAGCUGCUGGUGCCGCCACGUGCCAAAGGUACCGUGCGUUACAUUGCCCCGCCCGGCAACUACACCGUCGAGGACAUUAUCCUGGAGACGGAGUUCGACGGGGAGGUCAACAAGUACAGCAUGUUGCAGGUGUGGCCCGUGCGUCAGCCCCGUCCAGUGACGGAGAAGAUGCCCGCUAACCAUCCGCUGUUGACCGGUCAGCGUGUGCUGGAUUCGCUGUUCCCUUGCGUCCAGGGUGGUACCACUGCCAUCCCCGGUGCCUUCGGUUGCGGUAAAACUGUCAUCUCGCAGGCCCUGUCCAAGUACUCCAACUCGGAUGUCAUCGUGUACGUCGGUUGCGGCGAACGUGGUAACGAAAUGUCUGAAGUAUUGCGUGAUUUCCCCGAGCUGUCGGUCGAAAUUGACGGCGUGACCGAGUCCAUCAUGAAGCGUACCGCGCUGGUCGCCAACACGUCCAACAUGCCUGUCGCCGCUCGUGAAGCUUCCAUCUACACCGGUAUCACGCUGUCCGAGUACUUCCGUGACAUGGGUUACAACGUGUCCAUGAUGGCCGAUUCGACCUCCCGUUGGGCCGAGGCUCUGCGUGAAAUCUCCGGUCGUCUCGCUGAGAUGCCUGCCGAUUCCGGUUAUCCGGCCUACCUGGGCGCUCGUCUCGCUUCCUUCUACGAGCGUGCCGGUCGCGUCAAGUGUCUCGGAAACCCGGAGCGCGAGGGUUCCGUGUCCAUCGUCGGUGCCGUAUCGCCGCCCGGUGGUGACUUCUCCGAUCCCGUCACGUCCGCCACCCUCGGUAUCGUGCAGGUGUUCUGGGGUUUGGACAAGAAGCUCGCUCAGCGUAAGCACUUCCCCUCGAUCAACUGGUUGAUUUCCUACAGUAAGUACAUGCGCGCCCUGGACGACUUCUACGACAAGAACUUCCAGGAGUUUGUGCCGCUGCGUACCAAGGUCAAGGAGAUCCUGCAGGAGGAGGAAGAUCUGUCCGAAAUCGUGCAGCUGGUCGGUAAGGCGUCCCUCGCCGAAACCGACAAGAUCACCCUCGAGGUGGCCAAGCUGCUCAAGGACGACUUCCUGCAGCAGAACUCGUACUCGGCGUACGAUCGGUUCUGUCCGUUCUACAAGACGGUCGGCAUGCUGCGAAACAUUAUCGGCUUCUACGACAUGGCCCGCCACGCCGUCGAGACCACGGCCCAGUCCGAGAACAAGAUCACCUGGAACGUGAUCCGCGAGGCGAUGGGCAACAUCCUGUACCAGCUGUCGUCGAUGAAGUUCAAGGACCCAGUGAAGGACGGCGAGGCGAAGAUCAAGGCCGAUUUCGACCAGCUGUACGAGGAUCUGCAGCAGGCGUUCCGUAACCUGGAGGAUUAAGCACCUGUGCGCGCAUGCGCUCCGAAACGUGCGAGCGAUCGCACGUCUUUCCGAAAUUCCUUAAAAACAGUUUUAGUGUUUUCAUUAUAAAUGUAACAAGUCUGUAGAGACAGAAGACAGAGAAAGAUAAGAAAAAUCAUGUAAAAAUAGUGCAACACAGGCAAAAGUCGGCUAAAUAGAGCAAAAAGCAGCAAAUAACACACACACAAA
Culex quinquefasciatus (southern house mosquito) is the source of this 2378-nucleotide messenger RNA. Its product is annotated as V-type proton ATPase catalytic subunit A. Gene Ontology annotation, molecular function: ATP hydrolysis activity; ATP binding; proton-transporting ATPase activity, rotational mechanism. NCBI's taxonomy places the organism in Eukaryota, Metazoa, Arthropoda, Insecta, Diptera, Culicidae. Gene Ontology annotation, cellular component: lysosomal membrane; proton-transporting V-type ATPase, V1 domain. Gene Ontology annotation, biological process: ATP metabolic process; proton transmembrane transport. The transcript has 5 exons. Bases 324 to 2168 code for a protein of 614 amino acids. The record is from RefSeq and is a predicted model, not a curated record.